UCGGCGCUUUGACCGCCUGGGGGUCGCGACCAAGAUGUACCAAUGGUGGAAAACCGGGGCGACGUUGUUGGUCGGAGCCGGUAUCGGAACUUUCGUGACACGUUUGGCUGCAGGUGGAGGCGCGGAACGGACCCAGGAGUGUGAGGGGCUACUGAGAACGCUGCCGGUGCUUCCGGUGCCGGCGGUUCACGCCUCCGAGCUGACGGUGAGUUCGGGCACAGCUGUGAUGAAGUAUGGCUUCCCGUCACUUGCCAACAUCAAAUCCAGGGAAUCGUAUGUCACCUCUUACGACCCGCGGACCAGAACCCCAUCCUGGGUUGUGGAGAAGCUAAACUCUGCGUCGCUAUUGGGAAACUCUGACAGAAAGCUGUGCGAGUUUAAAGAGGAUGACAGCAUUCACGUGUUCCACCGGGCCACUAACUCAGACUUCAAAGGCAGUGGCUUCGAUAGAGGUCAUCUGGCUGCAGCUGCAAAUCACAAAUGGAGUCAGAAAGCAAUGGCAGACACCUUCUAUCUGAGCAACAUUACUCCACAGAACCCUCACCUGAACCAGAAUUCAUGGAACAACCUGGAGAAGCUGUGUCGCUCACUCACGAAAAGUUACCUCAACGUGUACGUGUGCACGGGACCACUCUAUCUGCCCAGCGUUUUCUUCAGGCAGGAGGCAGACGGAAAACUCUACGUACACUACCAAGUGCUUGGUCGGAACCACGUUGCCGUGCCAACACAUUUCUUCAAGGUGCUGAUCCUGGAGCGGCCGGGCGGUCAAGGGGUGGAGCUCCGUUCGUACCUGUUGCCAAACGCACCAGUGGAUGAGAAGAUUCCUCUGGAGCACUUUUUGGUUCCCAUUGAAACCAUUGAGAGGGCAUCUGGACUUCUGUUUGUCCCAAACAUCAUGAAGCGGAGUGGCUCUCUCCAGUCCAUCUCUGCCAGACCACAGUGACAAGAACCUUGCAACAGACACUCUUGGAACACUCAAAUGGCACAGAAAACACAUUUAUUGAUACAAGGGACCCAAAAGCGCGCUUUUCAACUGUAUAACCAGUAGGUGGCGACCAAACUCCAAUCUUAAGUGAAAUAAAGUUCGUUUUCACAUUA
Messenger RNA from Synchiropus splendidus (mandarinfish), 1098 nucleotides. It is a transcript of the gene endog, whose product is annotated as endonuclease G. Bases 35 to 943 code for a protein of 302 amino acids. Gene Ontology annotation, biological process: apoptotic DNA fragmentation. The record is from RefSeq and is a predicted model, not a curated record. Gene Ontology annotation, molecular function: RNA endonuclease activity; nucleic acid binding; metal ion binding. Lineage: Eukaryota; Metazoa; Chordata; Actinopteri; Syngnathiformes; Callionymidae. Gene Ontology annotation, cellular component: nucleus; mitochondrial inner membrane. The transcript is spliced from 6 exons.